Molecule: messenger RNA, 1726 nt
Organism: Colius striatus (speckled mousebird)
Lineage: Eukaryota; Metazoa; Chordata; Aves; Coliiformes; Coliidae
Gene: CEP55
Product: centrosomal protein 55
Exons: 8
Coding region: 390-1637 (415 amino acids)
Biological process (GO): mitotic cytokinesis; regulation of phosphatidylinositol 3-kinase/protein kinase B signal transduction
Source: RefSeq, a predicted model, not a curated record
AUUCUAUUAGACUACCUUUAUCUCAGCUCAGGUUCCCCUCAAACUGAAAAUUAACUACGGCCUCGCCAAGGGGAACCAAAGCCGAGGAAGGGACUGGCUGCAGGUGCCCUCACAACACCCACGCGCCGACACCUGAGCCGCGGCCCGAAAACAAGGUGGAGAGAAGAAAGGCCCCACCGCAUUGGCCAGUCACGUCACGCGGCCGCCCACACCAGCCAGCAGAGAGUCUCCUCUCAGGCGUUCCGCGGAGAGCUCGGUACCGCUCCUCCAGCCCCCGGCAGCACCAGUCCGCGCACCUCCAACCCGUAACGCCGCGGAAGCGUUUUUAACUCCUCCUUUUAUGACCCAUCGCAGCCGCCGCAGCUCUCGGUUCCGCCCGGGAAGUGACGAUGGUGGAGCCGCGGGAUUCAAACUCCCGGAAGCGGGGCUGUGCUGGGGCUGGCCGGAGCAACUGCAGCCGCAGCAGCUGCCGACCGCCGUCGGGGAGACUCCGCGACCUCGCCGAGACUCGGAGUGCUCACAGGUGCUUAAAGAUGAAUUCUAAGACCGCCAAGGAUAAAAUUAUUGGCAAAUGGGGCUUAAAGUCAGGUAGCUCCAGAGCGGAGAGUGAUCUCGAGAAGUGCAAACAGGAGAAUUCUGCCCUGAGAAAAUCCCCGGAGGAAGUCAAAAGGAAAAGCAAAAUGACCGAUGCGGAGAAGAGGCUCGUGGAGGAAGCUGUAACAAACAGCACUGGAUUAUCAACUAAUCUUUAUGAAGUUGAAAAACAACUGAAAGACGCUCUUGAAAAAAACCAACAGUGGCUACUUUAUGAUCAGCAACGUGAAGCAUAUGUCAGGGGACUACUUGGAAGGAUCUUUGAACUUGAACAGAAGUCAAAAGUAGUUAGCCAACAAGAACCUAAAGAAUUCAAUUCAGAAGGUCAACUACAAGAGGAAAAGCAAAAACGUUAUGACCAGCUGUUACUAACUGCUAAGAGAGAUCUUGAGGCUGAAAGACGUACCGUAAUCCAGCUGAGAUCUGAACUUAAUGAAUUUAAAAAGAAGUAUGAAGAAACACAAGGAGAAGUCCAGAGUUUAAAUGCCUUAUUGCAGUCACAGCAGGUUGCUGAAAUGAAGACUCUAGAAAAUGAAAAUAGAAUGAAAGAAGAGAAAGUGCGGAGAUUAAAACAAGAAAAUGAAACUAUUAAAGGAGAGCUCAGAGAAGAGAAGAAAAAGUCUGAGGAUCUUACCUGUCAGGUGCAACUGCUUAAAAAACUAUUGCUUAACCAGAAGGAAGAACACGCUAAGAUAGCUUUGUUGCAACAACAGAUACAAGUAUGCACCAAAUACUUGGAGAAUGAAAAGCCUGAUCUCCACAACUUGCAGCAUCAGUUAAAUGAAAUCCAUAAGGAAAUGCACAAGACCAGGCAGCAAAUAACCCAUCUAGAACCUCUGAAACUCCGGAAAUCUGGACAUAUGGAACCACAAGAUUUGCAAGUUGCAUUUGAAGAGCAGCUCACCAUAUAUGACACAAGUCCUUCCCAGAAACAUUCAAGCCUCCUUGAUGAAAGUUUUCUUGAGUGUCCCAGAUGUCAAGUGCAGUAUCCAGCAAGCCAGCAUAGAGAAUUACUAGCGCAUAUUGACUUUUGUACAGCAUGAACUCCAAAUGGACGUAAUAUAUUUGCUUUAUACACGCUGCCAAUAUGCUCUUCUACAAAGGCAAAAGAUCUUUUUAAAAGAUUUUUUUU